Ixodes scapularis (black-legged tick) is the source of this 579-nucleotide messenger RNA. Its product is annotated as carboxypeptidase Q-like. NCBI's taxonomy places the organism in Eukaryota, Metazoa, Arthropoda, Arachnida, Ixodida, Ixodidae. The coding region runs from base 1 to 579 and encodes 192 amino acids. Gene Ontology annotation, biological process: peptide catabolic process; proteolysis. The record is from RefSeq and is a predicted model, not a curated record. The transcript has a single exon. Gene Ontology annotation, molecular function: metallodipeptidase activity.
AUGGUGCAGGUAGUUUUGGUGAGUGGUCAUCUGGACUCCUGGGACGUGGGCCAGGGCGCCAUGGACGACGGUGGAGGUGCCUUUAUUUCCUGGCGGGCCUUGAGGGUGCUGCGCUCAAUGGACCUCCGACCACGGAGGACCUUGCGCUGCGUGCUGUGGACAGGCGAAGAACAGGGCCUCUGGGGGGCACGGGCAUACUACAAGCGCCACCAGAAAGAAGCCUCCAACAUGAACAUCAUCAUGGAGUCUGACAUGGGCACCUUCAAUCCCCUGGGUCUCGUACUGGCUAGUUCGAAUCCAACAGCGCGCUGCAUGGUCAAGCACGUGUUGGAUCUUAUGGGUGCCAUCAACGCAACCAACCUCGUGCUUGGUAACGAGGGGCCGGACAUCCAGUUCUGGGUUCACAGUGGUGUUCCCGGGGCCUCCCUGCUCACAGCCAACGAGAAGUACUUCUACUUCCAUCACACAGACGGUGACACAAUGAUAGUCGAGGAUCCCGUCAGUCUGGACCUGUGCACUGCCUUCUGGGCAGCUGUCGCUUUCGUCUUUGCCGACCUGAGCGAGCGCCUCCCGCGUUGA